AUGUCGCAGCUUGCGCGCCAGAGUGAUGGCGACGGCUCGUCGGAUAACCAGCUGCUUUACUCAUCCUCGCUCUCGACGGCCGCGAUCGUCCAACCGAGCAGCCCCAGCACGCCCACGCCGAGAGACGCGAACGCCGUUGCCGCCGCCGCCGCCCUGGCCUCAUCGCCCUCACGGCCGCUGCCAACUUUGAGCUCCAGCUCGAAUACUGCCACUGCCACUGCCACUGCUGCUGCUGCUGCUGCUGCUGCUGCUGGCUCAUGCCCCAGCAGCCAGUCAUCGCCGCCGCACAUGGCGACAUCAUUCUCUACUCGAUCACUUGGACGGCUGGCCCCGAGCCCGCUGCAUACCACCACAUUCGUCUCCAAUGUCGCGAGCGUGAGCCCUAGCCCGACGACCUCCGACUUUCCCUCUCCCCUUCACGGCUUCCCGGCUGCCGUGCCCCAGACUCCCGACUCCGACGUCCGCGACGGCACCUCGUCGCAGCCACCACGAACUCGCAGGAAGCCCCCUUACUUCCAAGUCGACAAAACCAGUCCCUCGGCGUCUGAGACGAGCUUUGGCUCGAUCGCCCAAUCCCCAACCCGUAUCCCGGAUGACAGCAGGUGUGCCUCGGACCCUGUCAUAGCCUCGAAGCCCACAGAAGGCUCAGCUCUCCGGCAGUCCAUCACCAUGGCGGGCCCGCGUGUGGAGGCGGCCAAGGGCGCCCCCAGGAACUCGUCCAUCGACUCUGCCAUAUCCGCCAUGUCUUCGAGCUCCAGCUCCCUCAAGAACGCGGCCGACAGCUCGAGCCCGGCCGACAUUGCCAACCUAAUCAAGGCCGCCGGGAGCGCCGAGGCUGUCAUACAAUACCUCCUCAAGGAGAAGAACUCGCAGGCACAGCAAAACGCACAACUGUGGAGGCUGGUGGACAAGCAAAGAGCAAUGAUCUUGGGCCUAAAUAAGGACCUGGAACGGGCCCUUAAGGACAAGGAAAAGUACCGCAAGAAGCUCAAGGAGGUCGUGGGCACGCCUCAGGUUCCUCCACUGCCUCCCGUUCUGCCACAACAGAUGAGAGGGGCUCCUUCAGAAAGCUUGUCUCGUGCAUCCGAGGGCACCGAAAUGCCGCCCAAACUUUCCAUACCUGUAUCCCCCACGAUCGACUCCGACAGCAUCAAACAUUCGCCCGUAGAGGUCGCACUCGCUCCAUACCCAAUCACUCCUCCCGCAGACCAUCCAAUGGCUGGCAUCCAGUCGGCCGUUGGGGAUCUCCUCGAUCCCAUGCACCUGAUGCCAAAACCCGAGGAGCACGCACUCGACCAGUUCAACGUAGAUCAGGAAGAGCACGAUGCCGAUCUGGUCCAAAAGGAAGCCGACGAGCUUUCAGACCUGCCCAUUAACCUCACAUUACCCCCGUCACGAACCCCUCCAAGCGCGCCACCUCGCGGACCGCCACCUCGCGGACCGCCACCUAGGCCACCAGUCCCCGCAGAGACUGUGGAUGAUGGCCUCAGCCAGUUCCCGCGCCCGCCCGGCCCGCCUCCACGCAGGCCCCCUCCCGCGCCCUUGCAGCUGCAAUCACCAAUAGUCACCGAGGGGGAAGCAUCUGGGGAUUCAGACCUGGACGGUCUGCUCGGUGCGGCUGAUGACGACGCGGAGAGGAGAGGGCGGCGCAGAACACGCCGGGAGGAUGAUCAAGAAAGGGUGAUAAUCGCGCAGAAGGAGGCCGAGAUUCGAAGCCUCUCUAAGAAGAGCAGGAAGAGCAGCAGCUCAAAGAGCACGCCAAUGUCUACAGAGCCAGAAACGGCAUCGACGAAUAUGCCGGCAAGCCCACGCAGCUUCCCAGCCUGUAUACAGGCUGAGCCCGCCUCGCUGGCGGGUGUGCUGAACGGCGGCGACCGCGAGGUCGAAUCCGUCUUGAUUGCGCCGCCCAAGAUCAGCUCUGGCCUGCCCGCAAGCCCGCGCCCCUUCGGUAAUCCUAUUCAAACAUUUGCUUCGCCGCCGCUUUCACCACGCGGCCAAGCCGCAUUCUCGGCAACAAACUUUUCGCCCCGUGCGCCGCGACAGCCGAUCCCGCUACCAAACUCGCCUCAGCCCACGCCCCCUACCGCCGACGGCCCCGAGUUCAAGCCCAAACCUUUGAAUCUUGUCAGGAAGGCCAUGGACGCCCUCAGCGGAGGCUCAUCGUCGUCGAGCCCGACAAAGAUGUCCCGCGACAGCCCGAUCGAACCGAAGGAGUACACCGGAUUCAUCACGGAUGAGUAUCCGGAUCUCUUGAUCCCGCCCAAUGCGCUGCCUUCGGUUGACAUUAAAGUUGCAUCUUCGAGGAUGAAGCCCUCGCGGGCUAGUUUGCUGUCUCUCACGCAGUUGGAAGAGGACCCAGUCUUCACGCUAGCCAUCUUCUCCCGCGCCGACGGCCAGGAGCUAUGGAGGGUAGAGAAGGACUCAUUUUCGCUUGCCAAGCUGGAUCAGCGGCUGAAGCAAUGCCCUGCCUUCACAGCCAAGACGCCUGACAGGUCACUGUUUAGUGGACACGCUCCUGCCAAGCUAGAUGCCCGGCGUCUCGCGCUCGACCAGUAUCUCGACGACCUGCUCAAUACCCCCCUGGACACAGCCACUGCCGUGGAGCUGUGCAAGUAUCUCUCGACCAACACGCUGCCCCCCAACGCCGACGAGACAGGCGCGGUUGAGGUUGUCGCCGAUAGCUCCCGGCCGCUCAAGACGGGCCCCGGGGGACGGCCGUUCCGGAACGGGUAUCUGACAAAGCGAGGGAAGAACUUCGGCGGGUGGAAGGCACGUUUCUUCUGUCUUGAAGGCCCGCAGUUGAGAUAUUACGAGACGCCCGGCGGCGCCCAUCUCGGCGCCAUCAAGCUGCAGAACGCACAGAUCGGAAAGCAGUCACAGAGCAGCGACAAUGCCUCGCCGGCUCGGUCUACGGGUGGGGGCGACGAAAUCGACAACCAGUACCGCCACGCUUUCCUGAUUCUGGAGCCGAAGAAAAAGGACCCGUCUGCCAUGACCAAGCAUGUGCUCUGCGCCGAGAGCGAUAAGGAGCGUGACCUUUGGGUGGACGCGCUGCUGCGUUGGAUCGACUACCGCGAGCCGGACGAUGAGGAGGCGUCCAAGAAGGAGUCGUCGAGCCAGAGCCAAGGCGCAUCCGCCAGCUCGUCCUCGAGCUCCAAGAAGAAGAAGUCGUCCAGCCGCCAGGAGAAGCAGCAAAUAGAGAGCGAGUCGCUCAUUGGUGUCAACUACGACACCACACAGCAAGGAGAGGCACCGCAGCAAGGAGCUCAACCCACAAGGAAAUCCGGCAUCAAUGAUCACGAAGCCCAUUUGCCGACGCCCAUGGGCAUGAGCUCGCAGUCAGCCUAUGCCAUCUCGGGGCCGCGCGAUCCCCAGCCCAUCGCGGACUUGGCCAGUUGGGGUUCCAAGACGCCCGCGGUCUCGGCGCUGGAAGAAAAGAAGGCCCGUAAGCGAAGCUUCUUUGGCUUCUCCAAGGCGAGGACAUCGAGUGACGGCAAUGACUCUCUGUUUGGAGGGGACUCAAACACAGUACCUGGCAGCAGCGGGCCCAACGGUUACUCGGGCCCGAUCAGGCAGGUCUUUGGCGCGCCGUUGGGCGAGGCAGUCCGGUACAACGCGCCUUUUGAUGUCAAGGUUCCGCUCCCGGCCGUGGUGUACCGGUGCAUCCAGUACCUCGAGUUCAAGAACGCCAUCGCGGAGGAGGGCAUCUUCCGUCUCAGCGGCUCCAACGUGGUGAUCAAGCAGCUGCGCGAGCGCUUCAACACGGAGAGCGACGUGAACCUAGUGACCGACUCCAAUUACCACGACAUCCACGCGAUAGCGUCGCUUCUCAAGCUAUAUCUGCGCGAGCUGCCGACAACCAUCCUGACGCGCGACCUGCACCCACACUUCGUCUCGGUGAUGGAAAUGCCCAACUCCGCGGCCAAGAUUGCGGCGCUCGGCGAGCUGGUGGAGCGGCUGCCACAGGCCAACGCGACGCUGCUCAGGUACCUGAUCGCGUUCCUCAUCAAGAUCAUCAACAACGCCGGACAGAACAAGAUGACGGUCCGCAACGUCGGCAUUGUGUUCUCGCCCACGCUCAACAUACCGGCUCCCGUCUUCGCAAUGUUCCUGCAGAACUACGAGGGCAUUUUCGGCAUUGACGCUGAGCAGUACGAGCUGCCGCUGGCCGGCUCGGCCCAGCAGGAAUCGCAGCAGCCGCGCCGCCAGCAACAGUGCAACGACGACGGCGCCAGCGACAGGAGCGUGAACAUGCGUCCAGGAGCGGCCCCGCGACAGCCAUCCUUGGCGUCUUUGGACCAGCUGGCACGACCGUCCACCUCGGGCACCAGCGGGUCGCCACAUCGAAACCGCCUCGUGGAUUCUGACCGCCAACAGCGCAACACACCAACGCCCCCGCCCAUGGGUCAGUACAGGAACGGCGGGACGCCGCCGCCGGUACAGCAGCAGCGGCAGGUCAGCUACGAGCCGGCGUACCUGGCACAGCAAGGUAUGCAGACCGGGGGCGUGCCAACGGCGCUGAGGCCCGCAUAUGAGGGCGGCAUGUUUGUGCCGUCCAACGGGUUCGACAUGACGCAGCUGCACACGCCUACGGGACCCCGUGCGCCCAACCCGCAGUACGACCGUCCGAUUUAUGAACAGGCGGGCGCGGCCCAGUACGAGGGUCCGUUCGCGAACGGCGGUGGUAGCGGCAAGAGUCGCCGGGAGAGCGCCGUUUUCAUGAUGGGCGGUGGCAUGACUUCUCAGGGGUCUAGGAGCCGACUUAGGGAGGAGACACACUUUUAAAUGAUUUGUCUUUUUUUUUUUUUUUUUUUUUUGGGAGGACCUUGUUGGCUGCAAUCGCACGGUUGCGGACGGGUACAUGUUCGAGGAGUGUCUCGCUCUCGUACAAAUCGUCUCCAGCAUCAUCAGCAUCACUUCACUGGCGAAGGGGCGUUUUUUUCCUUCUUUUCCUUACUAGCAUAUUCACUUCCCCGCUGCUAGGUAUCACAAGUUACUUGAAUGCCGGCUUAUUCCCCCUUCUAUUAGUAUUCCUCUUUUUCGGGUAUUUCAGCCCUUUUCUGUUGCGGGUGGUGUUGGAAGAUACCACCACCCGUGAUUCUCUCAAAACUUGUCGUCUCGGCGCACUCAUGUCCCAGCCGCGAAUGGCAUAAAUUUUACGUUUGUUCCGUAUACCACUUGAAAGCUUCAUGUUUUUUUAUUUGAACUCUUACUCUUUUUGCGCUUUCCUCUUAUCUUGUUGCCAUAACAUGAGCGCAAUAGUAUUGUUGUUUGUUACCA
This is a messenger RNA of Gaeumannomyces tritici R3-111a-1, 5280 nucleotides long. RefSeq lists its product as hypothetical. Gene Ontology annotation, biological process: signal transduction; regulation of GTPase activity. The record is from RefSeq and is a predicted model, not a curated record. The coding region runs from base 1 to 4785 and encodes 1594 amino acids. NCBI's taxonomy places the organism in Eukaryota, Fungi, Ascomycota, Sordariomycetes, Magnaporthales, Magnaporthaceae. Gene Ontology annotation, molecular function: phosphatidylinositol binding. Gene Ontology annotation, cellular component: cytoplasm. The transcript has 3 exons.